GCACCCAUUGUUUUGUGUUUUGAUUUUCGGGUUUUGCUGGGAGCUUGCGUUGCUGCAAGCAAUUGCAGCCUGACCGUGUAGUUGUUGUUGUUGUUGUUGUUUCUUCGUCAUGAGCAGCCCCUUACACCAGUGAUAGUGAGUGGUCGUGCUCACAACUCUGCAGGUGCCCAAUUGCCAUGACUUGUGGACAUCGUGGAAAGCUUUGCAGAUAAUGGGCGACUUCGUGAGCCAUGAGGCAAAGUUCAGGGUUCUUGUAAUUUGAAGAAUGUUCGUGCUGUGAUGUUGCAUUCCACACUCCGCUGUUGUCUGUGCUCGGUGUUUCAUCAACUCUAACCUUGCAGCAGAUGGGUAGUUAGGGAUUGAACCAGUUGUGUCCCGUGUAAUUCACGAUGAUGUCUUCAUCGCACAAUGUAGAUCGUCGGUGCACAUGAUGAAAAUGAACAGAGAAUCACGAGGAAUUGUGUGACGCACCGUGAUUUUGGGAAACAGUUGUUUGAACUUGGCACAUCACAACGGUCGAGAGUGCAGCCGAGGUCCAGGGGUCACCUGUGGAAGUUGUGUGAGUGUUCUUAGACGAGAUUGAUCUAUCGCACGUUGGAGAAUCUCAUUCGGGAUAUCCUUCAAGGCCUCAGAAGGAAAACUUCAGUGUUACUGCAAGCCCUUUUCUAUGCAGAUGUGGGUGAUGCAAGUCUCACUGCAUGAGUACAUGAGGAGUUUUGAGAAGACCUUGUAGAACUGAUCAUGGUCUCUCCAGACCUACUGGACAUGUGCCACAGCUUUGAGGGCUCCAGCUUAUACCCAUUCCGACGCGGACCUAACCGCAUCGUUACUAGCUAAGUUUGUAGGACUCCAUUGCGGUGUGAUAAUUGCUGAAUUCGAGUUUCCUCUGACCAAUCUCGGGAUGGGGGUGAUGGAAAUUUAGAAGGUUCGCCGAUCACCGACCUUGCUAGGGUUGCCGCAACAAAGUUUUGGUUGGAACAUGUGUGAUGGAAAGUUUGUCUCAAGGAAAUCGUGUCGCCCAGUUUUAUGUGAAGAAAAAGUGUUAGCAUUGUUGAGUAUUCGUGAAGCACUGAAACUGGAUGUGGGAAGAAGAGGCGCUUCAAGGAAUGGGCCAGGGAGAUUGUACUGGUGUGGAUGAUUUGGGAUGCCGAAACAAGACACUGGCAUUGGAUUUGAAAGGGGGAGCCAUAGCACUCAUCAUGGGAUACAGUGCUUUGGGAGUGGCGUUGCCAUUAAUCGGCCGUCGGACGCAAUGGCUCAAACCCGAUGGCAACCUAUUUUUUGUUGCAAAAUCUUUCGCAGCUGGAGUCAUCCUUGCAACUGGGUUCGUGCAUAUGCUGCCAAGCGCAAUGGAAUCCUUGACAAGUCAAUGUUUGCCACGGUUCCCGUGGCACAAGUUCCCCUUUCCUGGAUUCAUCGCCAUGUUGGCGUCUCUGGUUACCUUGGUGAUUGACUUUGUGGCCACCGAAUUUUAUGAGACGCAACAUAAUCAUGGUGAUCCAGACGCUUCCGCCAAAGGUGCAUCAAACCCUGAACCUGCUGUCGACAUGCCUGCCCAUGCCCAAAUGUUGUAUAAAACUUUUACAGCAUGUGGUCGUGGAAUCUAUUCAGCAAAGCGCUCACCAAGUCGAAUUUUUGGCAAAGCUCGUUCUAAAUCUGCUUCUGAGAAAGAUGUGUACAAUGAAAUUAUUAUUGCAGAGCAAGAUUUGGUUCAAUCGAUUGAACAAUCAAAAGAACCUCUUCCGGAAGGGGAUAGGAAGGUGCACAUAAUAGGCAUGCGCGAACAUGCUGAGUCGCACCGCCACAGCCAUGCCGAGGGCACGUGCAAGGAUCAGACCGAUGAUAAGGUCCUCAAACAUGUCGGUUAUUCUCACAAUGAGAUAGGCGCUUCCACCAACGAAGUUCUGGAGCACGUCAGACAUGUGGUCGUUGCUCAAGUGCUUGAGUUGGGCAUUGUUGCACAUUCGGUCAUUAUUGGGGUCACGCUUGGUGUGUCAGAAAGUCCUUGCACAAUUAGACCCCUUCUUGCAGCCUUGAGCUUUCAUCAGUUCUUUGAAGGAUUUGCACUUGGUGGCUGUAUCGCUCAGGCAGGAUUCAGUUACAGCUCUGCAGUGAUAAUGGCGUGUUGUUUCGCUAUCACCACCCCAGCGGGAAUUGGGAUCGGUAUUGGCAUUUCUUCGAGCUACAAUGAGAAAAGCUCACGGUCCCUUAUUGUGGAAGGCGUGUUCGACUCCAUCUCCGCAGGGAUUCUCGUGUACAUGUCCCUGGUGGAUCUCAUUGCUGCGGAUUUUCUUAGCAAACGCAUGCGCUGCAAUCGGAAGCUGCAGUUCUAUUCCUACGCAUCUUUGAUCACUGGGUGCUUUGCUAUGUCUGCGCUUGCAAUUUGGACUUGACUUGCCAAUCCUACUCUUUUGUAGAAUAACUUACUAACUACAGGUUUUUGGGCACAGGCCAAAAUCGUCUUUCAAGGUCUCUAAUUUUUCUUCAGUUUCCUUCAAUUGAGGUGUAGGUUGAAAAGUCAAAAAUAGUGUUUUUAAGAUCAUUGUCGACGAGAGAGUUAGCACAUAGAAUACAUUUCUUUUAACAGAUGUGCUUACAUGCAUCUCCGAACAUUAUGAAGCCUCUGUUGCAGUUAUCAGCACGUCUCAGUUUCUCAUUCAGACAGUUUAAGACGUCAUUCUAAAGAGGAAUUGAAUGCAGAUUCCUCUGCCAUGCCCAGCGCAGCAGUCUAGGUACUGGUAAUUCUUCACCACUUACCUACUCACUCACUCGGCAGGGCGUCGCAGGUAGCAAUUGAAUUUGUGUCAAGGUUAAUGUUCUUGGGGCCCUUUUCCCAUUUCUGCCACUGGUUCUAGAUGUUUUGCCUUUCAUUCUUUUUGCCUCCAGUCAAGUUCAAAUUGCAAGGUUGUAUUUUGGGAAGAAAUGUAGCACUUGUGUAGUAAGAUUCAAAGGCUUGGGAUUUUGUGGAUAGAGUUCACAACUUCAAAUUUUUCCUGUUUAAAAAUCAUUGGCCUUGCCAGUCGUUAGAAAAUGAAAAUAAAAAUUAGACAACUGAAACAAUGUGUUUAAAUCUCCA
Molecule: messenger RNA, 3076 nt
Organism: Physcomitrium patens
Lineage: Eukaryota; Viridiplantae; Streptophyta; Bryopsida; Funariales; Funariaceae
Product: zinc transporter 4, chloroplastic
Biological process (GO): zinc ion transmembrane transport
Cellular component (GO): plasma membrane
Molecular function (GO): zinc ion transmembrane transporter activity
Source: RefSeq, a predicted model, not a curated record